Messenger RNA from Labrus mixtus (cuckoo wrasse), 5731 nucleotides. RefSeq names its product solute carrier family 12 member 5b (gene slc12a5b). The coding region runs from base 357 to 3671 and encodes 1104 amino acids. Gene Ontology annotation, molecular function: potassium:chloride symporter activity. Lineage: Eukaryota; Metazoa; Chordata; Actinopteri; Labriformes; Labridae. The record is from RefSeq and is a predicted model, not a curated record. Gene Ontology annotation, biological process: chloride ion homeostasis; chloride transmembrane transport; potassium ion import across plasma membrane. The transcript is spliced from 26 exons. Gene Ontology annotation, cellular component: membrane.
UGACUGGGGGGCGAGUGGUGCACAGAGACCAAGAGCGUGCAUGUGAGUGACACUGAGCACCAUCAUGCUCAUCUACUCUCCCUUGCAGCCUCUCUCAGUCUCUCCAUCUUCCUGCUGAGGAGAGACACAGAUAAUCACGCAGAAGACAAGUAAAAGAGAGGAUAAAUGAUUGCUUUCUUCCCUUUUUUCUUUUUUUUUUUUCCUUUCUUAAGAACACCCAGAGGCAAGAAAAAAGAGGCAGGGAGACGCCAGAAGUAAAGCGCAUCUUGUCGUAGACUCCAGCCCACCCAGUGCUUUUCUCUGAGCAACAGGAUCAAGAGACGCUCUCAGUGCCCACAGCCUGAGGGAGAGAGUGGAUGCUGAACAACAUGACGGACUGCGAGGAGGCAGAGGGGGGACCCAACAGCCAGGGUGAUGGGAACCCCAAAGAGAGCAGUCCUUUCAUCAACAGCAGCGCAGCCAGCGAUGCAGAGAAGAGCCAGCAGUAUGACGGCAAAAAUAUGGCUCUGUUUGAGGAGGAGAUGGAUACCAGUCCAAUGGUCUCCUCUCUGCUUAGCAGUCUGGCAAACUACUCCAACCUGCCGACCGGCAGCAAAGAGCACGAAGAGGCCGAGAAUAACGAGGAGGGGGCACGUCCGUCUAAAAAACCUGUCAAGGUUCCACAGCUAGGCACUCUGAUGGGUGUGUACCUGCCAUGUAUCCAGAACAUUUUUGGGGUGAUCCUCUUCCUGCGGAUGACCUGGAUGGUUGGGAUCGGAGGCGUAUUGGGCUCCUUCAUCAUUGUCUUCAUGUGUUGUUCCACAACCAUGCUCACAGCCAUCUCUAUGAGUGCCAUCGCAACAAACGGAGUGGUACCCGCUGGGGGCUCAUAUUACAUGAUCUCUCGCUCCCUGGGGCCUGAGUUUGGAGGAGCUGUUGGCAUCUGCUUCUACUUAGGCACCACGUUUGCAGGUGCCAUGUACAUUCUUGGCUGUAUUGAAAUCUUGCUUAUUUAUAUUGUUCCCCAGGCUGCCAUAUUUAAGAUUGAGGGCCUGGAGGGGGCGGAGGCGGAGGCAGCUCUCCUCAACAACAUGCGGGUUUAUGGCACCAUCGUACUGAGCUUUAUGUCACUGGUGGUGUUUGUCGGGGUCAAGUAUGUCAACAAGCUGGCGCUGGUCUUCCUGGCCUGCGUCAUCCUCUCCAUCCUGGCUGUUUACGCCGGGGUGAUCAAGACCGCCCUUGACCCUCCCGUGUUUCCUGUCUGUCUCCUUGGAAACCGUACUAUUCUAUCCAAAGGAUACGACAUCUGUGCAAAGGUUAUCGAAAUAGACAACGACACCGUCACCACCAAACUGUGGAGGACCUUCUGUGACUCUGACAGCAUCAACGCCACAUGUGACGAUUACUUCAAUACCAACAAUGUCACCGAGAUUCAGGGUAUCCCUGGGGUCACAAGCGGCAUCCUUGCAGAAAACCUGUUCGGUAACUACCUGGAAAAAGGUAUGUUCUUGGAGAAACGUGGGCUUGCCUCAGACGCAGAUCCAGACAGUCCCCCAGCGGGCUCCAACCGCUAUGUCCUGGCCGACAUCACCAGCUUCUUCACCCUGCUGGUCGGGAUUUACUUUCCAUCUGUCACAGGUAUCAUGGCCGGCUCCAACCGCUCUGGUGACCUGCGCGAUGCUCAGAAGUCCAUCCCUAUCGGCACCAUUGCUGCCAUCACCACCACCUCUAUAGUGUACAUGUCCAGUGUGGUGCUGUUUGGCGCCUGUAUAGAAGGAGUCGUUCUAAGGGACAAGUUUGGUGAAGGGGUCAAUGGAAACCUGGUGAUUGGGACUCUGGCAUGGCCGUCUCCAUGGGUCAUUGUGUUCGGCUCCUUCUUCUCCACUUGCGGAGCGGGCCUCCAGAGUCUGACUGGAGCGCCACGUCUCCUACAGGCCAUCUCUCGAGACGGCAUCAUCCCAUUCCUUAGAGUGUUUGGGCAUGGCAAAGAUAAUGGGGAGCCCACUUGGGCCCUCCUGCUCACUGCAAGCAUUUGUGAGAUUGGUAUCAUCAUUGCCUCCCUGGAUGCAGUCGCUCCCAUCCUCUCCAUGUUCUUCUUGAUGUGCUACAUGUUUGUGAAUCUUGCCUGUGCACUGCAGACUUUGCUGAGGACGCCUAACUGGAGGCCGCGAUUUAAGUUCUACCACUGGGCUCUGUCUUUCUUGGGUAUGAGUCUGUGUCUGUCACUCAUGUUUAUCUGCUCCUGGUAUUACGCCAUAGUUGCCAUGGGCAUCGCCACCUGCAUCUACAAAUACAUUGAGUUCUGUGGAGCUGAGAAGGAGUGGGGUGAUGGGAUUCGGGGAAUCUCGCUCAGCGCUGCACGCUUCGCUCUCAUGAGGCUGGAGGAGGGACCGCCUCACACCAAGAACUGGAGGCCUCAGAUCAUGGUUCUGGUGAGUGUGGACGCUGAGCAGAACGUAGAGCAGCCUCGUCUUCUCUCACUGACCAAUCAGCUGAAAGCGGGGAAGGGUCUUACCAUCGUCGGGACGUCGGUUCAAGGAACCUUCCUCGACAAUUAUGUGGAGUCCCAGAGGGCAGAUCAGUCUCUGCGUAAAUUGAUGGAGACGGAGAAGGUGAAGGGCUUCUCUCAGGUGGUCAUCUCCUCCAACCUGAGGGAUGGGACGUCCCACCUGGUCCAGGUUGGGGGACUGGGAGGUCUGAAACACAACACUGUGAUGGUCUGCUGGCCCAAAAACUGGAAACAGCCUGAGUACCACCAGCAUUUUAGGAACUUUAUAGAGGUGGUCAGAGAGACAACAGUAGCCAGUAUGGCUUUGUUGGUCCCAAAGAAUAUCCACAGCUACCCGUCCAAUGGAGAGCGCUUCACUGAAGGCCACAUAGACGUGUGGUGGAUAGUCCACGAUGGAGGCAUGCUGAUGCUCCUGCCCUUCCUCCUGCGCCAGCACAAGGUGUGGAGGAAAUGCAAGAUGCGCAUCUUCACUGUGGCUCAGAUGGAUGACAACAGCAUCCAGAUGAAAAAAGACCUCAUCAUCUUCCUCUAUCACCUGCGCAUCGAUGCUGAGGUGGAAGUGGUGGAGAUGCAUGACAGUGACGUUUCAGCCUACACCUAUGAGAAGACACUGGUGAUGGAACAACGCUCACAGAUCCUCAAACAGAUGCAUCUGACAAAGAAUGAGAGGGAGAGAGAGAUCCAGAGUAUUACAGAUUCUUCCCGCGGGUCCAUUCGGCGUAAAAACCCACCCGGCUUGCGCUCACAGCAAAGCGUGGAGGAAGCCAGCGUGGCAGAGAAACCAGAAGACGAGUCUGUGGCUGUCUCCAACCCUAAACAGGUACAGCUGAUCCACAGCAAGAAUGCAGCCUCACCCACCAGCCCCACCUCUCCUGCUGCGCCUGCAGACAAGGGACAGACAGCCAACGCAGAGGCGGGCAAAGACCUCUUCAACAUGAAGCCAGAAUGGGAGAACUUGAACCAGACAGACCUGAGGCGUAUGCAUACAGCGAUGCGGCUCAAUGAGGUCAUCACCAAGAAGUCCAAGGAGGCAAAGCUUGUUCUGCUCAACAUGCCGGGACCACCCAAGAACCGCGUGGGCGAUGAAAACUACAUGGAGUUCCUCGAGGUGCUCACUGAGGGUCUCAAUCGGGUCCUCCUGGUGCGCGGCGGGGGACGUGAGGUCAUCACCAUUUACUCCUGAAGGGCUUUCAACUGCACCCACACAGACUUUACCCUCUCCUACCUCUGUGUCGUUUCAGGAAAAAAAAAAAUCCCCCCUCACCCUCCUUUUGUAUAUUUAACCUUUUAAUGGUUACGCAGAGAAUGAUGCAGCAGGCUCUGUUCUCGACUUGUCAGCUGAUUACGACAGAUGGUUAGUUCUUUCAGAGCAAACACGUCUAAACACUUUACCUUUUUUUGAUAUGUAAGAGUAACGUUUUGUCCUUUUUGCUUUGACCCUUGUCAUUUGUAAAGAGGGGUGUUUUAACUAUUUUCUUUAAUUUAUUAUUGUUAUUUAUGUAUUUAUUCAUUUUAUCAUGUCCGUCUUUGUCCUGGUUUUUUUCUCCUUGUCUUUCAUUGUUUGUUUUUUUGUCUUUAGUGUAAAAACGGUGGAAGAAGAGGUUUGCCCAUUCAAUACAUUUACAUCAUCAACUGGAAAUGUAGGAAUACAUCACAUAUACAAAACAAAAGUGGAAGGCUUAUAUGUAUACAAUAUAUCAUAAAUUCCCCAAAACAUACAGUACAUAGAGCAACUGGAUCCAUUAGGUUUACCACUACUUUCCUAUUUUUUUUAAAUCUCAUUUUACUGCCCAAAGUCUAUUUACCAUCUAUGUCAAUGAUGAUAUGUGGGAUUUGCAGUUUACGCUCCAACCAUAAACAAUGUUCUCAUUCCAGUCUCAUCUUUUAUUAUGGCAGGGAUUUAUCCAUUUGUUUGUUUGUAAAUUGAGCUUCACAGAACUAACAGAACUAAAAAGACAAUGACUCGGUGUAGAUUAUCAUGAUCCCUAACCCGAUUGUUUACUUCAUUAUCCCCACAGCUGGAUGUGGAUCAUAAAGACGCACAUACACACGUUACAUACACAAUGUAUGUGUCUCACUGUAUUUCCAGGGAGCUCAUUUUUUUUUCCAUAUUUACAAUUUAUUAAAAUGUAAAACAUAAUUUAUUAUAUUUAUUUGCUCGUUUCGGUGUAUCAUUACAACAAACAUAUUUCAAGGGAAUUAUGUUAAAAAAAAACAUUUUUUUUAAAGUACAACAUUUGAUGUGAAGUUAAAUAUUUUUAAUGAAAAUCAGUAAAAGACAUCUAUCAGUAAAAUCAUAUAUCAGAAGUUUUAACAGAGAGUAUUUAUUUUUAUAUAAUUGUUAAGACAAAAGCUUUAGAUACAUUUUAUUCUAAUCAUUUUAAAUGUAAUGCCGCGUUAUCCGUUACUUCAUUAUACACUAUAAUCUAAUCCAACAGAACAUGUAUAGUUUAGAAUAAAGUAUGGAAGCAAAGCUUUUAAUAGUAUUAGUUGAUGAUCUAACUUUUUGUCCCUGAACAGAUUUUAAAGAGUAUGAUUGUUUAUAUUUAAUCUUCACCUUUAAUAUAUAUUUCAACAUUGGACAAAUAAAUUCUGCAUCAACUUCUAGAAUGAGAAAUCCAUAGCAUUUAGUAUGCUCCCCCAGGUUAUCAUAAGACUUGUAAGUACUCUGACUUCCUUUAGAUUAAUUAUAUAAAUAUAUCAUUAAUUAUAUAAAUAUAUCAUUUAUAACGUUGUUGGAUAUUCCUCACCUCAUGACACACGUCUUUUUUCUGUAUAUGUGUACAUUUUCAUGUUUCCUUUAUUCCUCUGAAAAGUAACUAUUGUUGAUGUUGUUUUUUUUGUUUGACUCUUAUAAAGGCAUCGCAGUCCUCCAGUCGAUUUAUCAGUCACUGGUCUGCAGACGUUUAGAGUUACAGUUUUAGACUGAAGUGUGCUUCUCUGUGUCUGUAUGCUGUGUGUGCGUGAACCUGACUGAGUGAACACAGUAAAUGUCAUUGAAGAGCGGGAAGAUGAGACAUCUGUACAUAGAUCUGUGAUUUUAGGUUUAGAGACAACAAGUGUAAUCUGUGUUAAUACACUUUUUAUAGAUAUAAAAAUCGAAGGUUUGGAUUGUCCUUUAACACAUAUUUAGUUAAUUUUGUUCUAUUAAGUCUCAUGCAAUUAUUAAUGAUGAGUGGAUGAAGAAACCAGAUCAAAUGUUGGCGCAAUGCAAUAAAUUAAAUAAUUUUAAUACAACUGCAA